AUUUACUUGGUCAACAGAUAAACUCAAUUUUAACCCCGUGUGUGUUUUGCUCUGAAUAAUAUGGUAUAUAUUCGAUUAGCACGCGUCACAUAAUUUUCGUGUUAUCGAAUAAAAUUCGCCAGGAAUAUGUCGACAGACAUUUGUCAAAAUAGCUGUCAAAAUCAGCGCUAGGAAGCGUUAUCGCGUUCAUUUGCUGGAUCAUUAGCCGUCCAACCUGACUGCUGUGGGGAAAUCUCAACUACUAGUCUGAUGAUCAUGCCUCAGAUAUCAGUCAAUUACAUUUUAUUAUGCGGACAGUUCUGCCUGCUUUUUACAGUGCUGCUUUUACAAUGCCUGAGUGGAAUUCAUUCUCAAAAUUCAACCGAGCAACCCGGAAACAGAGUGACGACCAGUAAAUCGGUUAUUUUACCCGAAGUUAACGUUAAUGUGACGGAAAGCGUUAUUAUACCUACUGAACCAUCAAAUCAUACGGAUCAGUAUGAAUACAAUCCUACAUCUCCGGUGGUGCUUUGUCGAUAUCUACCAGAAGAAUUUAUAUUCUGUCAAGAUCCUGUUGAUCAUGGUGGUAAUGUCUCAGCUUUUCAGGAACUGGGCUAUGGGUGUGUGAAGUUUGGAGGUCAAGCGUACAAAGAUGUGAAUCAUACCCAAGUGUUAUGCACCGCAUUGGAUGGCAUAGAGUGUGCCGGACCCAGGGAGUUUCUCAGAGGCAAUGAGCCAUGCAUUAAAUAUACAGGGCACUACUUCAUCACCACUCUACUGUAUUCAUUUUUCCUGGGAUGUUUUGGUGUCGAUCGGUUCUGUCUUGGGCACACUGGGACUGCAGUAGGAAAGCUGCUUACCUUGGGUGGACUUGGCAUCUGGUGGUUUGUGGAUCUCAUUCUUCUGAUUACAGGUGGACUGACUCCAAGUGACAGCAGUAACUGGUGCACUUUCUAUUGACUGUGGUUAAAGUGGCUGUAUUCAACUGAAUGAAAACCUAAAGGUUUCGUUGAACACAUUGUAUAAAUUGUGGGUGUCUUAUUUGCAUUAUUUGUAAAAUGCUGUCUUUCUUUAUUUGUAAAGUGUUUGUGAAUAUGUACUGUAUAGAAAUGUCACCCUCCGAGAGUGAAAUUCUUAAUUAAUAAAUUAAUAUUGAAGUCA
This is a messenger RNA of Paramisgurnus dabryanus, 1140 nucleotides long. It is a transcript of the gene tm2d2, whose product is annotated as TM2 domain containing 2. The record is from RefSeq and is a predicted model, not a curated record. NCBI's taxonomy places the organism in Eukaryota, Metazoa, Chordata, Actinopteri, Cypriniformes, Cobitidae.